AUGGAAAAAAGUAACAAUCAAAGAGGAAAUAGGAGGUUGAAUAGAGGUAGGUAUCGUCAUAGAAAUGGUUAUAGAGGUGGUAAAAGACGUGGUUUCACAAAGAACAAGAAUGAAGAAAAAGGAAUCUUCAGCAAGAUAUUAAACUUUUUUUGGAUAAUAAUUCAAGCAAUUCUUGGGAUAUUUGGAAUUAAAUUCAAAGCUGCAAAGAAGCCGAAACGAAGAUAUAAUAGGAUAAAUUUCGCUGACUGGAAACCCCCACAAGCUACAGCUGAACAGAAUAUUGAAGUUAUGGACAACAAAAGCGAAACUAUUGAAGUUAUGGACAGCAAAAGAGAAACUAUUGAAGUUAUGGACAAAAGAGAAACAAUCCUUUAUGAUUCAGGUACAGGAGAAAUAUAUAGGACCUUUUUAGCAAAUUUGGAUGUAAAGGAAGCUUGA
Hemisphaericaspora subhashii is the source of this 438-nucleotide messenger RNA. RefSeq lists its product as uncharacterized. NCBI's taxonomy places the organism in Eukaryota, Fungi, Ascomycota, Pichiomycetes, Serinales, Debaryomycetaceae. Bases 1 to 438 code for a protein of 145 amino acids. The record is from RefSeq and is a predicted model, not a curated record. The transcript has a single exon.